This is a messenger RNA of Cydia amplana, 772 nucleotides long. RefSeq lists its product as uncharacterized. The transcript is spliced from 5 exons. The record is from RefSeq and is a predicted model, not a curated record. Lineage: Eukaryota; Metazoa; Arthropoda; Insecta; Lepidoptera; Tortricidae. The coding region runs from base 99 to 677 and encodes 192 amino acids.
ACUAUUAUACAUACCUACGUUGGCGUGCGCCUGUUGAUAUAAUUUCAGUUUCAAAAGCAUUUGUUGUCACUCGCGAGUAUAUAUUGUUAACAUAAAAAAUGUUUCUGUUCAAUCUUAUACUGCUACUGGCGGUAGGAAAUGUUACAGCGGCAGUGGUAUUUGAGGAUUGUGGAUCAGCGUACGAAUUGGAUGAAGUUAACAUAGAUGGGUGCGGCAUGAGGCUGCCCUGCGUAGUCACCUUAGGCGAGAAUGUUCCUGUCAACGUGAAGUUUUAUGCUGGCUUCUCAUCAACGCAACUCGACCAGGAUGUAGUAAUCAAUAUCAACUCGAUAAACUUAAAAACAAAUGUUACUCCAGAGCCCUGUGCAACUGUACAUUGUCCAGUAAGAACCAACGCGGUUACUUCUUUUACCAGCGUUAUGACGGUGCCCACCAAUAUGGCUCUGAAUCAACGGGGCUAUUUGCGUUGGCGCGUACACAAUGAACAAGGCAGACAAGUGCUGUGCUACGCCGUGCUUGUGCAAACUCAGAGUCCACUGCAGAAGAUUGUUCGGCAAGCGAUGGCCCGCGUCCAGGACACACAGUGGCACUCCCUCAAUUUGAACAACGUGAAUGCCACUGAGCUGUCCUACACAGAGAAAAUUGUGAAUGGUCACUAUCAGACUAAUAGUAGAUAGUUCGACUGUUAUGAAUACAUCUAUUGUAAAAAUAGAAGGCAAAGUGAUAAUGAAAAGAUAAUGACACACGUAAUAAAACUGUGAUUUAUCGAUAA